Messenger RNA from Procambarus clarkii (red swamp crayfish), 1092 nucleotides. The record is from RefSeq and is a predicted model, not a curated record. Lineage: Eukaryota; Metazoa; Arthropoda; Malacostraca; Decapoda; Cambaridae.
AUGUUCGUCCAAGUUGAGGACGACCCCAUCUCAUCCUCCAGUCAUGUUCGUCCAAGCUGUGGACGACCCCAUCUCAUCCUCCAGUCAUGCUUGUCCAAGCUGUGGACGACCCCAUCUCAUCCUCCAGUCAUGCUCGUCCAAGCUGUGGACGACCCCAUCUCAUCCUCCAGGCAUGCUCGUCCAAGCUGUGGACGACCCCAUCUCAUCCUCCAGUCAUGCUCGUCCAAGCUGUGGACGACCCCAUCUCAUCCUCCAGUCAUGCUCGUCCAAGCUGUGGACGACCCCAUCUCAUCCUCCAGUCAUGCUCGUUCAAGCUGUGGACGACCCCAUCUCAUCCUCCAGUCAUGCUCGUCCAAGCUGUGGACGACCCCAUCUCAUCCUCCAGUCAUGCUCGUCCAAGCUAAGGACGACCCCAUCUCAUCCUCCAGUCAUGCUCGUCCAAGCUGUGGACGACCCCAUCUCAUCCUCCAGUCAUGUUCGUCCAAGCUGUGGACGACCCCAUCUCAUCCUCCAGUCAUGUUCGUCCGAGUUGAGGACGACCCCAUCUCAUCCUCCAGUCAUGCUCGUCCAAGCUGUGGACGACCCCAUCUCAUCCUCCAGUCAUGUUCGUCCAAGCUGUGGACGACCCCAUCUCAUCCUCCAGUCAUGUUCGUCCAAGCUGUGGACGACCCCAUCUCAUCCUCCAGUCAUGCUCGUUCAAGCUGUGGACGACCCCAUCUCAUCCUCCAGUCAUGCUCGUCCGAGUUGAGGACGACCCCAUCUCAUCCUCCAGUCAUGCUCGUCCGAGUUGAGGACGACCCCAUCUCAUCCUCCAGUCAUGUUCGUCCAAGCUGUGGACGACCCCAUCUCAUCCUCCAGUCAUGCUCGUCCAAGCUGUGGACGACCCCAUCUCAUCCUCCAGUCAUGCUCGUCCAAGCUGUGGACGACCCCAUCUCAUCCUCCAGUCAUGUUCGUCCAAGCUGUGGACGACCCCAUCUCAUCCUCCAGUCAUGCUCGUCCGAGUUGAGGACGACCCCAUCUCAUCCUCCAGUCAUGCUCGUCCAAGCUGUGGACGACCCCAUCUCAUCCUCCAGUCAUGUUCGUCCGAGUUGA